Messenger RNA from Anopheles stephensi (Asian malaria mosquito), 1017 nucleotides. Its product is annotated as mucin-19-like. NCBI's taxonomy places the organism in Eukaryota, Metazoa, Arthropoda, Insecta, Diptera, Culicidae. The transcript has a single exon. The record is from RefSeq and is a predicted model, not a curated record. The coding region runs from base 1 to 1017 and encodes 338 amino acids.
AUGGUGACUGGUGGCAAUGGGAACGGAGCUGGCACAAGCGACGGCAACGCGUCCAGCUCGGCAGGAUCUAGCUUUACUCGCAUCCGUUCGACAACGCGCUCCACGAUGGCCAAAGCGACGGCGGUCCGUGUUUCGACGGGGAAAAAGUUUAGCCAGCUGCUGAUCAUCACCCCGGCCGUAGCGAUCGAUAGCAACGAGCACGACGACUAUCACGGACCGUUCAACUCGUCCUCGCUCGAUAGUGGCUGUGGUGGGAGCAGCGAGGGCAGUCUGUCGGACGAGUUGCUCGAUGAGGAUGAGCAGCGCAGACAGCAUCGCCGUAGACAGACGGCUGGCAUGGUGAGCGGCGAUCGGAGGAAUAAUAACAAUAAUAAUGGCACGACACAACGAUUGUCCCCGCUGCUGCUGGAUGGCAAUCGGGAGCGACACGAUGGUGGUGGUGGUGGUGCGUCCACGUCGCAGCAAGGAUCCUGGCGGUGGUGUGGAUUGAUUUGUUCCGCGGUAAAGUGUUUCCGAGCGGCUGCUGCUACCACCGCCGGCAGCCGACGUGGCCAGCCGGGUCCAUCGUCAAGACAACCGCUGGCGGGUACCGCUGUCCGCUAUACGACCACGGAAAGCGUUUGGAGUGGCGGUGCUGGACGGCGGCCAGGUGCUUCCCGCUUCAGCAACAACCACGUGUACGAGUAUACCAUUAAGAGCUACCGUCAGCCGCAGCGACGUUCGAAUGGUGGCCCGGGUUCGGUAACGCUACCACCCACCGGGGGAGGCACCCGAUCCGAUUCGAUAUCAUCCGGCUCGUCCGCGUUGUCCGAAGCGGCUGGCACACUGGCCGACCACGAUCAUAUCAAUAACAACAGUGCUGUGGGUAACAGCAACGGAACCAUCUUAUCCAGCUCAUCCGCCGGCGGGACCGGGUCCAUCGUGAUCGCUACGAUGAUCCCCUCCUCCUCGGGAGCUUCUUCACCCACGGUCGGGCGGGUGGCGACGGAGCGGAACAAUAUUAUGUACAAGUUGUGA